UUGAAUUGGAAAGGAAAAAGGAAGAAACUUGUUUAAUUAUAAUAUUGGAUUGAGAGUUUGAGCGAGUUUACAGCUUCUACCACUUCAUCACCAUGGGAUUUGGUCUAAGAAACCGCACUUCUUUACCGACAAAUAUGUCUGGAGUUGUUAUACCAGAGGGAUCCAGCAGUCAUAUUAGUAUCACGGUCAAGUCAAUUUGUGCUGGAGAUGAAGUUUUCUUCAGAAUGAAGCGCAAUUCCCCUUUGAGUAAGCUCAUCAAUGCUUACUGUGAGCUUAAAAGAAUUCAAAUUGUUCCCAGUCCAUUCAAUACAAUCUGUUUCGUAUACGAUGGUGCUCAGAUCAAACCAGAGGAUACACCUAAUCAACUUGGAAUGGCUACUGAAGAAACUACAAAAUGUGAAGAAGAUUCAAGGAAUGGUCCUCUGGGAGUGUCAACAAAAACUUGUAUUUGAUUUUUCAAGUUCGGAUUUUAUGUCAAGUACUAUUGCUUAACAUCUCCUUGAUCACCAGGGUGAUUUUCACUGGUUCUUUUUACUGUAAUCAACUCGAAUUUCGGCCUGUUUACCUCUUAUUGUUCUUUUAUGAAUUCGAGUU
Messenger RNA from Papaver somniferum (opium poppy), 594 nucleotides. RefSeq names its product small ubiquitin-related modifier 1-like. The coding region runs from base 93 to 452 and encodes 119 amino acids. The record is from RefSeq and is a predicted model, not a curated record. Lineage: Eukaryota; Viridiplantae; Streptophyta; Magnoliopsida; Ranunculales; Papaveraceae. Gene Ontology annotation, cellular component: nucleus. Gene Ontology annotation, molecular function: ubiquitin-like protein ligase binding; protein tag activity. The transcript is spliced from 3 exons. Gene Ontology annotation, biological process: protein sumoylation.